GCGACACCGUGCAGUGUGCGACAGUGGUCUGCUAUCCACGCUCUUUUUGGAAGUUUUCGUUUAAUUUUGUGCCUUGAUCAAGUCAGUGAUUUAAGCUCUUCGCAUCCCUUCUGAAACCAUAGGUACAAUAUUUCAUCGAGUCUGUAAAAUCUUCACACCUUCAGCUGUGCUUCUGUGAUGGCCAAGUGGGGGGAAGGUGAUCCUCGUUGGAUUGUGGAAGAACGCCCAGAUGCAACCAAUGUGAACAAUUGGCACUGGACUGAGAAAAAUGCUUGUCAGUGGUCAGAAGAUAAACUGAGAGAGCUUCUGAAAGGUUUCAAGGUGGAAAACGAUGAUGCUUCUUGUGAGCUCACUGAGGUGGAGAAACUGGAAGGUGAGGCUGUUGCCAAUAAUCGGAAAGGAAAGCUGAUAUUUUUCUAUGAAUGGGAUAUUGUUCUGAAGUGGAAAGGAUCCAUGAACGACAGUGAUGAAGAUGUAGAAGGAAAAGUUCACAUCCCUAACCUGAGUGAAGAGAACAAAGUAGAUGAAGUUGAUGUAAAUGUCACCAUAGAUAAAAAUACUGACCAGGGAUACAAAGUAAAGAGCUUUAUGAUGAGUGUUGGCACUUUGAAAAUAAGAGGUCAACUUGGAAAAUACAUUGAUGCACUGAGAGAAGAAUUUUCCAAGGGCAUGAUCUUACCAAAGAAGAGUGAUUCUGGUACAAUUAAUACUAAAGAUUGUGUUGUGAAUAGUCUGUCAAGUGGAUUUAAUUUAAAGAUGCAAAUGAAUAGUGUGCCUAAGCCUGCGAGCAACACCUCAGGCUGCAAAAUAGAGACAUCUACACUAACAUUUACCCAGGCUUUCCAGUGUACUGCCAAGGAGUUCUACAAUGCUAUGACUGUUAUUGAGAUGGUGCAAGCUUUUACUCAAGGUCCAGCAAAACUUGAAGUAAAGAAGGGUGGCAAGUUUGAACUCUUUGGAGGGAACAUUCAUGGAGAGUUCAUUGAAAUUGUUCCCGAACAAAAGAUUGUUCAGCGCUGGAGAAGCAAACGCUGGCCGGAUGAGCAUUACUCUACUGUCAGCAUGGUGAUAGAACAAAAAGAUGACCACACUAGUGUUAAAGUUACUCAAACAGGAGUGCCUCAGAGUGAAGCGGAUGGGACCCGAGAAAAUUGGGAUAGGUACUACUGGGAAGCAAUGAAGCGUACCUUUGGAUUUGGAUCAUUUAUCGUGUAAAAAAACAAUUUGGUUCCUUUGAAGAAAUUCUAAAGCUUUUGUAUUCCUUUUGUCAGUUAUCUGAAUGGUCAGAUAUUAGGGCAUCAGUUUUAAUAUUUUCAGGAUUUGGGGUUAAGAGCUCAAAGCUCUCUCGUCUGGAAAUGGUUGCAUCGAAAUAAUGACUUUUGGUUCGUCAUAUAUUGAUGCAACCUUUAUUUAUGACUAUUUAAUUUGUGAUAAAGUAACCUGUACGUUUUUCCAGUUAAUGGUAGCUUCAAAUGGAAAUGUAGGAAAGUGUUAUCUUCUUGGAACGUAAAAUUUUCAUUUUAAAUAAUUGUCUUAUAUCAGAAUUAAGAAUUCAAUCAUGUGUUUGUACAACACAGAACUGUCUUUUCUUCAAGAGCUCAUUUGUGAUAGUACUUUUGAUCACUGAAUUCAGAAACAUCUCUGUCAUUGCAUGUUAGGAAAUCAAUUGUUUUCACCACCUCAUUCCAAUUUUUCAAAUCAUAACUCUUAAAUAUUUUUCCAGAAAAUAAAUUGAGCACUUAUGGUUUGUCUUCAUCUAUUUUCACUUACAAAAAUAUUAUUACUAACAUUUGAAAAUAUCGAUGUGAUGUAAAGGAUCAUUACCAAAGGGCAACCUAUUUGAUUAAACUGCCACAGCUCAUUACUGGAAUCCUGGAUGUUUUGAUUUUAGAGUUAAAAGUCCUUCCACAGUCAUCUUUGACUAUGUGCAGCCAGAGCGAUGCUACUCAAGACUCAAUUCUGUUCCACAGCUCUUGCUAGUUGUGAUCACACCAGCUCAAUCUCCCAAAAUAAACAUACUGUGAACUGUUCUGGACAUGGCGUUUUUAUGUAUUUUAUUAUUUUUUAAAAUAAAUAAAUACAUUGAAAACUCAA
Molecule: messenger RNA, 2094 nt
Organism: Frankliniella occidentalis (western flower thrips)
Lineage: Eukaryota; Metazoa; Arthropoda; Insecta; Thysanoptera; Thripidae
Product: activator of 90 kDa heat shock protein ATPase homolog 1
Exons: 9
Coding region: 178-1215 (345 amino acids)
Biological process (GO): protein folding; positive regulation of ATP-dependent activity
Cellular component (GO): cytosol
Molecular function (GO): ATPase activator activity; protein-folding chaperone binding
Source: RefSeq, a predicted model, not a curated record